AUGGCUCGUACCAAGCAGACCGCUCGCAAAUCCACCGGAGGAAAGGCUCCCCGUAAGCAGCUGGCCACGAAGGCCGCUCGCAAAUCGGCACCGGCCACCGGGGGCGUGAAGAAGCCUCACCGCUACCGCCCAGGAACCGUCGCCCUUCGUGAGAUCCGUCGUUACCAGAAGUCGACCGAGUUGCUCAUCCGCAAACUGCCCUUCCAACGUCUCGUCCGUGAGAUCGCCCAGGAUUUCAAGACCGAUCUGCGUUUCCAGUCUUCGGCUGUGAUGGCUCUCCAGGAGGCCGCUGAGGCAUACCUCGUUGGUCUCUUCGAGGACACCAACCUUUGCGCCAUCCACGCUAAGCGUGUCACCAUCAUGCCCAAGGAUAUCCAGCUUGCUCGCCGCAUCCGCGGAGAGCGUGCGGCAGAUAAACAAGAGGACAAUUGGUCCUUCAAAGAACGUCUAAACGUCCACGUUCUUUGCGGUAGUCUUGAGCAGUUUACUAGUUGCCUUCUAGUACGAGGUCUCAUGAACGUUGUGUUUCUUGAACCGAGAACUGGACCAGUGCCAGAUUUGAUUCCAAGAGCAUGCUAA
Necator americanus (New World hookworm) is the source of this 579-nucleotide messenger RNA. RefSeq lists its product as uncharacterized. The coding region runs from base 1 to 579 and encodes 192 amino acids. The transcript is spliced from 2 exons. Gene Ontology annotation, molecular function: structural constituent of chromatin; protein heterodimerization activity; DNA binding. The record is from RefSeq and is a predicted model, not a curated record. Gene Ontology annotation, cellular component: nucleus; nucleosome. Lineage: Eukaryota; Metazoa; Nematoda; Chromadorea; Rhabditida; Ancylostomatidae.